GUUUACCAGACAUCGCGAGGUUUGCCGUGUCUCCUGUUUGCUGCUGGUGUAAGAUGGCGUCUGUGUCCGGUACUGGAGUAUAGAGUUGAGCAGUAUUUGUAGUCUGUCAAGUUGCCUUAAGGAAAGAAGCUCCGAAAAUGUUGUGCCAUAAUGAGCUAUGAAGACUAUUCCCAGUAUCGUGCUGCCUGAGUGAUUUGUUAUUGGCUGUAGCUUUUUUCUUGGGAGUAGGAGACGAUUGUUUUUAAACGAAGAAGAAAAUGAAAGUAGACCGAACAAAACUGAAGAAAACUCCCACAGAGGCUCCUGCGGACUGCAAAGCCUUGAUUGACAAACUAAAAGCCUGCAAUGAUGAACAACUGCUACAGGAACUUCAACGCAUUAAAACAUGGAACAUUGGAAAGUGCGAGUUGUACCAUUGGGUGGAUUUGUUGGAUCGUUUCGAUGGAAUACUUUCUGAUGCAGGCCAGACAGUCGAGAACACAUCAUGGAUGCUAGUGUGUGACCAAUUAGAUCGAGAGCCUCUCAAGUCUUUGCUUUUGUCUGUACUGAACUUCACAGCUUUGCUAAUAGAGUACAGCUUCUCAAGACACCUCUACAGCUCUAUUGAGCACUUGACAACAUUACUAGCAUCAUCGGAUAUGCAAGUGGUACUAGCUGUGUUGAAUUUGCUGUACGUGUUUAGCAAAAGAUCAAACUACAUUACCAGAUUGGGUUCAGAUAAAAGAACCCCUCUGCUUUCUCGACUGCAACACUUAGCGGAGAGUUGGGGUGGCAAGGAGAAUGGCUUUGGCCUGGCAGAAUGCUGUCGAGACCUGCAACUGUUGAAAUACCCUCCUAGUGCAACCACACUACACUUUGAAUUCUAUGCAGAUCCUGGCUCCGAGGUGAAAGUAGAGAAGAAGACAAGCAGCAACACACUACAUUAUAUCCACAUUGAACAGCUAGAUAAGAUUGCUGAAAGCCCAGCUGAAAUCAUGGAGUCGUUAACCAAAAUGUACAGUAUCCCUAAAGAUAAACAGAUGCUGCUCUUUACACACAUACGUCUUGCCCAUGGAUUUUCUAAUCAUAAAAAGCGGCUUCAAGCUGUUCAGGCUCGGCUACAUGCAAUAUCAAUAUUGGUGUAUUCUAAUGCCUUGCAAGAAUCUGCCAACAGUAUUCUUUACAAUGGGCUAAUUGAAGAGUUGGUAGAUGUGCUGCAGAUAACUGACAAACCACUGAUGGACAUCAAGGCAGCCUCUUUAAGAACUUUGACAUCCAUUGUGCACUUGGAGAGGACUCCAAAACUUAGCAGCAUUAUUGACUGCACUGGUACUGCCUCUUACCAUGGCUUUUUGCCAGUUCUGGUCCGAAAUUGCAUCCAGGCUAUGAUUGAUCCUACAUUGGAACCCUAUCCUCAUCAGUUUGCAACUGCACUUUUCUCUUUCCUGUAUCAUCUUGCUAGCUAUGAUGCCGGUGGGGAAGCUCUGGUGUCAUGUGGCAUGAUGGAAGCUUUAUUGAAGGUAAUAAAGUUCCUGGGAGAUGAGCAGGACCAGAUCACAUUUGUGACUAGAGCUGUUCGGGUGGUGGACCUAAUAACCAACCUGGAUAUGGCUGCAUUCCAGUCUCAUGGUGGGCUGUCUAUUUUCAUUCUUAGACUGGAGCAUGAAGUUGACUUGUGCAGAAAAGAGUGCCCUUUUGUGAUCAAGCCAAAAAUUCAGAGGCCAGGCACAAUUCAGGAAGGUGAGGAAAUGGAGACAGAUGUGGAAGGUGCACAGUGCAUUCCACAGCGAGCAGCUCUACUUAAGUCCAUGUUGAAUUUCCUCAAAAAGGCAAUCCAAGAUCCUGCAUUCUCUGAUGGCAUCCGACAUGUAAUGGAUGGCUCACUCCCUACCUCAUUGAAGCAUGUUAUCAGCAAUGCAGAGUAUUAUGGUCCUUCUCUUUUUCUGCUAGCUACUGAAGUGGUGACUGUGUUUGUCUUUCAAGAGCCUUCACUUUUGUCCUCUCUUCAGGACAAUGGAUUGACAGAUGUUAUGCUGCAUGCUCUUUUGAUAAAAGAUGUUCCUGCCACUCGAGAGGUCCUGGGUUCCCUUCCAAAUGUUUUUAGUGCACUAUGUUUGAAUGCACGAGGACUGCAGUCAUUUGUGCAGUGCCAUCCAUUUGAACGCCUUUUCAAGGUUCUACUUUCACCAGAUUACUUGCCAGCAAUGAGGAGGCGGCGAAGCUCUGACCCACUUGGGGACACUGCAUCAAAUCUAGGCAGUGCUGUUGAUGAACUUAUGAGACAUCAACCAACUCUGAAGACCGAUGCCACUGCUGCUAUUAUUAAGCUGCUUGAAGAAAUCUGUAACCUUGGCAGAGAUCCUAGAUAUAUUUGUCAGAAGCCUUCCAUCCAGAAGGCAGAUGGAACAGCUACUGCCCCGCCACCACGAUCAAAUCAUGCAGCAGAGGAAGCAUCAAGUGAAGACGAAGAGGAGGAGGAGGUGCAGGCAAUGCAGAGCUUCAGUACACCUCAACCGAAUGAUCCUGAACCUAGCCAGCAAGUUGUUGGCACUGAAGAAAGGAUUCCUAUACCUUUGAUGGAUUACAUCUUGAAUGUGAUGAAGUUUGUGGAAUCCAUUCUUAGCAACAACACAACAGAUGAUCACUGUCAGGAGUUUGUAACCCAGAAAGGACUGCUGCCUCUUGUCUCCAUUCUUGGCCUGCCAAAUUUGCCAAUAGAUUUUCCUACGUCUGCAGCUUGCCAGGCAGUGGCAGGUGUAUGUAAAUCUAUUUUGACUUUAUCACAUGAGCCUAAAGUUUUGCAAGAAGGCCUUCUGCAGCUUGAUGGUAUACUUUCAUCUUUAGAACCUUUGCAUCGCCCUAUUGAGUCACCUGGUGGAUCAGUGUUGCUUCGAGAGCUAGCCAGUGCAGGAAAUGUAACAGAUGCAACUCUUUCAGCUCAAGCAACACCACUUCUUCAUGCUCUCACUGCAGCGCAUGCAUACAUUAUGAUGUUUGUGCAUACCUGCAGGGUUGGUCAGAGUGAAAUCAGAGCAAUAUCUGUGAAUCAGUGGGGCUCUCAAUUGGGAUUAAAUGUACUGAGCAAGCUGAGUCAACUUUACUGCUCUUUGGUGUGGGAAAGCACUGUACUGCUGUCACUUUGUACACCUAACAGUUUGCCACCAGGAUGCGAAUUUGGUCAAAUGGAUAUGCAGAAAUUGGUGCCCAAGGAGGAAAGAUUGUCUGGUACUACCGCAGCAGCACCAAAGAAAGCAGAGGGCGAGUCUGAAGGAGCUGGAACAAGUGCAGACACCUCUGCACAAGCCCUUUUAGAAGGUAUUGGUCUUGAUGUAGAAACGCUUGCCCCAAUGGAAACUGAUGAACCGAGCAGUUCAGACACAAAAGGGAAAUCUAAAAUCACUCCUGCAAUGGCGGCUAGAAUCAAACAAAUUAAACCACUGCUUUCAGCUUCUUCUCGAUUGGGUCGAGCAUUGGCUGAACUGUUUGGGCUUCUUGUCAAGCUUUGUGUUGGGUCACCUGUGCGCCAAAGGAGAAGUCAUCAUGCAGCCAGUACCACCACAGCACCAACGCCUGCUGCAAGAUCCACAGCAUCUGCCCUUACCAAGCUCCUUACCAAAGGCUUGUCUUGGCAACCUCCUCCAUACACCCCCACUCCAAGGUUCAGGUUAACAUUUUUCAUUUGUUCAGUGGGAUUUACAUCACCAAUGCUGUUUGAUGAGAGGAAGUACCCAUACCAUCUAAUGCUGCAGAAGUUCCUUUGCUCCGGUGGUCAUAAUGCCUUGUUUGAAACAUUUAAUUGGGCUUUAUCUAUGGGAGGAAAAGUUCCUGUGCCUGAAGGGUUGGAGCAUCCAGAGCUUCCAGAUGGUACUGGUGAAUUUCUUGACGCCUGGCUUAUGUUGGUAGAAAAGAUGGUAAAUCCUACAACUGUUCUUGAAUCGCCACAUUCCCUUCCAGUCAAGCUACCAGGUGGACAGAAUGUGGCACAGUUCAGUGCACUGCGGUUUUUGGUAGUUACUCAGAAGGCAUCUUUUUCAUGUAUUCGCAACCUUUGGAAUCGCAAGCCUUUGAAGGUGUAUGGGGGGCGAAUGGCUGAAUCAAUGCUUGCUAUCCUUUGCCACAUUCUUCGUGGCGAGCCUAUAAUUCGAGAGCGACUUUCCAAAGAGAAAGAAGGUAGUCGUGAAGAGGAUACUGGACAAGAGGAUAGUGCUUCUAGAAGGGAUUCCCAAGUUAACCAACACCUUCAACAGUUGAUUGACAUGGGUUUCACAAGAGAACAUGCAAUAGAGGCACUUCUGAACACAAGCACUGUGGAGCAGGCUACUGAGUAUCUUCUAACCCAUCCUCCUCCACUUUUGAGUGGUGUGGUGAGGUUGUUUGAGGAACUGAAACUCCCAUGUGCAAGAAUUGUAGAGACCAGUGAGAUUCUGAAUAUCCUCAUUAAACUUCUGGAAGUGGUACAACCAUGUCUUCAAGCUGCAAAAGAACAGAAGGAGGUGCAGACUCCAAAGUGGAUCACCCCAGUCCUGCUUUUAAUUGACUUUUAUGAAAAGAUGGCUGUCUGUUCAAAGAGAAGAUCACAAAUGAACAGGUUUCUGCAGCCAAAUGGGAAUAAUUGGCGUUGGUUUGAUGAUCGGUCAGGUCGCUGGUGUAGUUAUAGUGCUAGUAACAACAGCACAAUUGACGCAGCUUGGAGAGCGGGAGAAACUAGUGUGAGAUUUACUGCAGGACGCAGGAGGUACACUGUCCAGUUCACUACUAUGGUGCAGGUUAAUGAAGAGACCGGCAACAGGCGUCCUGUUAUGUUGACAUUGCUACGUGUACCUCGCUUAAAUAAAAGUUUAAAAAAUGGUAGUGGUCAAGACCUGGAUAAAACACUGGAAGAGAGUAAAGAGGUAGAACAUAAAGAUGACAAAGGAAGUUCAGAUACCAUGCCUCUUACUGAAGACAGCUGUGAAGAGAAGGAUUCAAACUGUGAAGAUAAUAAACUGAAUGAGAUUGUUAUCCAAGGACUUAGUGAAGAGAUGAUUACAGUCUUGAUCCGGUCCUGUGUCAGCAUGAUUGGUGUGCCUGUAGAUCCUGACACAUUACAUGCCACACUGCGUCUGUGUUUGCGUCUUACACGAAAUCAUAAGUAUGCAAUGAUGUUUGCAGAGUUAAAAAGUACACGCAUGAUUCUGAAUUUAACUCAAAGUUCUGGAUUUAAUGGCUUUACACCCCUCGUCACUCUGCUUUUCCGUCACAUUAUUGAGGAACCCUGCACCUUAAAGCACACCAUGGAAAAGGUUGUGAGAUCUGCAGCAACCAGUGGAGCAGGGAGUACAACAUCUGGUGUGGUAUCAGGCAGUCUUGGUUCAAGGGAGAUAAAUUACAUUCUUCGUGUGUUAGGUCCUGCUGCCUGUCGUAAUCCAGAAAUAUUCAUGGAGGUUGCCAACAGUUGUAUUCGUAUCGCCUUACCUGCACCUCGUGGGUCUGGAACAGCUUCAGAUGAUGAAUUUGAGAACCUUCGAAUUAAGGGUCCAAAUGCAGUACAGCUAGUUAAAACAACACCUGUGAAACAGUCUCCGCUGCCUAGCAUCCCUGAUACCAUUAAAGAUGUUAUCUAUGAUUUGUUGAAUGCCUUGGCUGCCUACCAUGCACCAGAUGAAGAUAAAGUGGAUGCAAGAUCAAACAAUGUCAAUCAGGAAAUGGGUCAGAUUCUUCAAGAUUUAGGCGAUGAUGUUUACCAGCAGUAUCGUUCUCUGACACGUCAGGGAAGUGACUUUGACUCUCAACCAGGUUUUUCCAUCAAUGACUGUAGUGUGUUAGCAUUUGUGCUGGACCAUCUCCUUCCUCAUACCCAGAAUUCAGAAGAUAAGGAUACUCCAGCACUGGCAAGGCUCUUUCUUGCCAGUUUGGCAGCAGCAGGAAGUGGCACUGAGGCCCAGGUCUCUCUCGUUAAUGAAGUGAAGGCCGCUCUGGGGAGAGCCCUAGCUAUGACAGAGAGCACAGAGAAGCAUGCAAGGUUGCAAGCAGUCAUGUGCAUUAUUAGCACCAUCAUGGAAUCUUGCCCUUCAGCAUCUAGUUUCUACAGUAAUUCUACCUCAAAAACGCAGCAUAAUGGCAUGAACAACAUUAUUAGACUUUUUUUGAAAAAAGGCCUUGUUAAUGACUUGGCUAGAGUACCACACAGUCUCGACUUGUCCAGCCCCAACAUGGCUAACACUGUAAAUGCGGCUCUAAAACCCCUUGAGACUCUCUCCCGCAUUGUCAACCAACCUAGCAGCCUUUUCAGCAGCAAAAGCACCUCCAGCAAAACAAAGUCUGAACAGGAAUCCCAGGGAAAUGGUCAGGAGUCCAACAACAGCCAACAAGAAUCUGCUGAUACAGGGGAGGUAAUUGCACAGGAGGAAGACCAUGACACAAACCAAACGGGCAUUCCUGACGCUGAUAUCAUGGAUGGAGAAGCAGAAGCAGAUGCUGUGGUUAUAGCUGGACAGCCAGAAGUGCUAAAUGCUCAAGCAAUGCAGGUGGAGAAUGAGUUAGAGGACCUGCUCGAUGAACUGCUGGAAACUGAUGUAGGAACGGUUAACAGCACUAUUAUUGUAAGCCGAAGUGGAGAGGAUGAAUCCCAGGAAGAUGUGUUGAUGGAUGAAGCACCGUCCAACCUCAGCCAGGCCUCUACGCUGCAGGCCAACAGAGAAGACUCCAUGAAUAUAUUGGAUCCAGAAGAUGAGGAGGAGCACACACAAGAGGAAGACAGCAGUGGUAGCAAUGAAGAUGACGAUGAUAGCCAGGAUGAAGAGGAGGAGGAAGAAGAGGAAGACGAAGAUGACCAGGCUCUUCGCCCCUGUGAUGUAAUGUGUAAUCUGAUUGGGCCACAGGAUGAUGAAGAGGGGGAAGAAGGUGAUGAAGAAGAUGAUGAUGAUGGCUCCGAGAUGGAACUAGAUGAAGAUUAUCCUGACAUGAAUGCCUCGCCUCUAGUCCGAUUUGAGCGUUUUGACCGGGAGGAUGAUCUGAUUAUUGAAUUUGACAACAUGUUUUCCAGUGCAACUGAUAUUCCACCGUCGCCAGGCAACAUUCCUGCUACUCACCCUCUUAUGGUGAGGCAUGCUGACCAUGGCUCUUUAACCCUUGGCUCAGGUUCUUCUAACACUCGAUUGGCUCAGGGGAUUGGUCGUAGUCAGAGGACAUUAAGGCAGUUAACAGCCAACACUGGGCAUACGAUUCAUGUGCAUUAUCCUGGAAAUAGACAGCCCAAUCCUCCUCUUAUUCUCCAAAGAUUGCUUGGCCCCUCAGCUGCUGCUGACAUACUGCAGCUGAGCAGCAGUUUGCCCUUGCAGAGUCGGGGUCGAGCACGACUGUUGGUCGGAAAUGAUGAUGUGCACAUAAUUGCUCGUUCUGAUGAUGAAUUACUUGAUGAUUUCUUUCAUGAUCAGAGCACCGCCAGUAGCCAAGCAGGAACACUGUCAAGUAUUCCAACUGCAUUGACUCGAUGGACAGAGGAAUGUAAAGUACUGGAUGCUGAAAGUAUGCAUGACUGCGUUGCAGUGGUGAAGGUACCAAUCAUUAACCAUCUGGAAAGUCUUAGAGAUGAGGAAUUAGAAGAGAGGCGGGAAAAACGCAGAAAGCAGCUGGCAGAGGAGGAGGAAGCCAAAGUCGCAGAAAAAGAUAAAGAGCAAAGUUCACAGGUCACAGCUCUUCAAACAAACAACUCAUCAGAGCAGAAUCUGUCAGAUCAGACUCAUACUGGCCUGGACAUUCCUAGAUCUGAAAGCUUUCCCACUGCCCCAGCAUCUGCUGAUGGAACUCCAACUGCUACUGAAGCUCAGACUUUGGUUACCUUGACAACUUCUGACCAACAGCUUAUAGGGGAGGCUUCUCAGGCAGCUGAGAUCCAGCCAAUAGCAGAUAUCUCUGGACAGCUUCAGGUUCCAGUAGAACAGCAGUCAACCGAAGGAAGCACUAGAACAGAAACUGAAGCAACUCAAAUGGAGAUGUCACCAGCUCCCACAGUAGCAUCCCAGUCCCCUGAGAGAGUAGAGGGAUCAGAAGCUGCAACUGCAGUGAGCAGUCAGUUGGAGGGGUCUCCAAUGGACACCAGCAGUCCAGCAUCUGGCACACAAGAGGAAGUAACAGCAGAGAAUGGUCAUGCCGAAGGCAUUGUGCAGAGUGGUGUUAUUAGUGUUGUCUCAGAAGCUGAGGAGCAAAGUAGUGAGGCACAGAUAACUACUGAGGAGAAGAGUGAUCCAUCAAGGUUGGAAGAGCAAAGAUCAUCUGUAGCUCCACCUCCUGGAAAUGUGGUUGGGCAAGAUGCUCCUUCUGUUUCUGCUGGAGUAGAUUCUAGGGGCAUUCUAGAAGAGCCCCUCCCAUCAACAAGUGGUGAGGAAGAAGACCCCCUUGCUGGUAUAAACCUUCCAGAAGGUGUAGAUCCAUCAUUCCUUGCAGCACUUCCUGAUGAUAUUAGGCGUGAAGUUCUACAGAACCAACUGGGUAUUCGUCCCCCAGCUAGAGCUGCUCAGACACCUCCCACAGUUACACCUGCUUUGCUAACAAGUGCUGGACUAACUGAAGUUAGUCCUGAAUUUCUAGCUGCAUUGCCUCCAGCAAUCCAGGAAGAGGUAUUAGCUCAGCAGAGAGCAGAGCAGCAGAGAAGGGAUUUGGCACAGACUACCAGUACAGAGAAUCCCAUGGAUCCUGUCACUUUUAUUCAAACAUUGCCUUCAGACUUGCGACGCAGUGUGUUGGAAGAUAUGGAAGAUAGUGUGCUGGCAGUAAUGCCACCCGACAUUGCAGCAGAGGCACAGACAUUACGAAGAGAGCAGGAAGCACGACAGAGACAGUUGAUGCAUGAGAGACUCUUUGGUCAUAGCAGCACCUCUGCUCUCUCGGCUAUACUAAGGAGUCCAGCUUUCACAAGUCGCUUAAGUGGAAACCGUGGUGUCCAGUAUACUCGCUUGGCAGUGCAAAGAGGAGGAACAUUCCAAAUGGGUGGUAGCAGUGGCCACAGCAGAGCAUCAGUUGGUAAUGUGGACAGCCUUCUUCGCCUACGUGGAAGGCUUCUUCUUGACCAUGAGGCCCUCUCAUGUCUUCUGGUCCUCCUGUUUGUUGAUGAACCUAAGCUGAACACUAGUCGUUUGCAUCGUGUUCUACGUAAUUUGUGUUAUCACACGCAGACUCGCCACUGGGUGAUACGUAGUCUACUGUCUAUUCUGCAGCGGAGCAGUGAAAGUGAGCUAUGCAUUGAGACUCCAAAGCCUGUGUCUGUUGAAGAGAGGGGGAAAAAAGCUGCCAAGUGGUGUUCUUCGGUGGGCCCUGAAAAGCGGCCUUUGGACCUUCUGCACAAACUAGAGUCAAGGAGCUUUAGUCAGCUUUCCUGGCUUUCUGUCUCUAUGGACGCUGCUCUAGGCUGCAGGACUAACAUAUUUCAAAUCCAAAGAGCAAGUGGAAGGAAACAUACAGAGAAGCACCCAAGCUGUGGCUCUACAGUUCACAUCCAUCCACAAGCUGCCCCUGUUGUAUGCAGACAUGUUUUGGAUACCCUUAUUCAGCUAGCAAAGGUGUUUCCUAGCCAUUUCACACAGCAGAGGACCAAAGAAUUGAACAAUGAAGGAGACAAAGAAAGAACUAGUAAACCUUUACCUGGUAGUCCCUGUCCAAGCCAGUCCAGCAAUAUAGGGACAUCUGGUAUUUCUACAGACUUUUGGGACUUGCUUGUAAAGCUGGAUAAUAUGAAUGUCAGUCGAAAAGGCAAAACUUCCAUCAAAUCAGCUCCGUUGAAUUUUACUGCAGAGGGGGAAACUGGGCAUGGCAGCCUUGAGGCCUCUCCCCUAGGACAGCUUAUGAAUAUGUUGUCUCAUCCUGUGAUUCGACGUAGUUCUCUGCUAACAGAAAAGCUGCUAAGGCUUCUUUCUCUCAUCUCAAUUGCACUGCCUGAGAAUAAGGCCACAGAGGUGGCUGUGAAUCACAAUGCUACAGCAGGCGCCCCUGCUGCCACAACAGGCACCACCACCUCCACCACCACAGUCACUACAAAUUCCAUUACAUGUGCAACUGUAAGUUCAGAAUUUUUCAUACUUCAUUUUGAUAUUAAGCAUCAUGAAAUAUUUUCCUCCUGUAUUUUGAUUAUUAAUUUGACAAAUAAUCGAUAUGAAUUUAGUAGAACAUUCACAAGCAUAGCACAACAAAUGCAGAAAUUGAAGUCAACUAAAAUUAAGAAACUAGAAAGGGACUUAAAAGCAUACAAGGAAGGUUAUGCGUAUCCUAAACCACCAAGUUCACAGAACUAUGGGAAUAGAAAUAGAACGAAUAACAACCGUGAGAUUGGACAAGAACAAAGGAUGGUUCCUAACAGAAGGAACAGUACUGUGAGAAAUGAAGACACACGCCACAGUGCAGAUUUCAUUAAUGAAAAUAUAGAAGGGGUCUUUAACGAUGAAGGAAGCGAACACCUGAAACGUAUAGAUGAAAGUGUGCGUGAAUAUGUUGCUGAGCUGAGCACUUAUUUCCAUAGGUGGUCGGAUACUAACCAACCUGAAGGUGCAGCACGUCGGGAAGAAUCUCCUAUGGAUGUGGAUCAGCCGUCACCAGUGGCGCAUGGAAAUGAUGAACAGCCAGUUGCGUCUGAGAGCUCCCAGGCUGCCAUAGAGAAGGAAAAAGAGGAGAAGCCCCCUGAGUUACCCUUGCUAAGUGAGCAGCUGAGUCUUGAUGAACUCUGGGACAUGCUUGGGGAGUGUUUGAAGGAGUUAGAGGAAUCUCAUGACCAGCACGCAGUACUGGUGUUGCAACCUGCUGUGGAAGCCUUCUUCCUUGUACAUGCCACAGAACGGGAAAGCAAACAAUCAACACGGGACAGUAGGGAGAAUCAGCUGUCUCACAUAAAGGAUGAGCCUCUACCUUUGUCUCCUGCUCCACUGACCCCAGCCACUCCUUCCUCAGUCGAUCCAUUCUUCUCCAGGGAACCAUCAUGUAUGCACAUCUCCUCAAGUCUUCCUCCUGACACCCAGAAGUUUUUAAGAUUUGCUGAAACUCAUCGGACUGUGUUGAACCAGAUCCUUCGACAGUCUACUACACACUUGGCUGAUGGUCCCUUUGCAGUUCUUGUUGAUUAUAUCCGGGUCUUGGACUUUGAUGUCAAACGCAAGUAUUUCCGUCAGGAACUGGAGCGUUUAGAUGAAGGACUGCGAAAGGAAGAUAUGGCUGUCCAUGUACGACGAGACCACGUUUUUGAAGACUCAUACAGAGAGUUGCACCGAAAGUCACCAGAAGAAAUGAAGAACAGACUAUACAUAGUAUUUGAAGGAGAAGAGGGCCAAGAUGCAGGAGGACUCUUAAGAGAGUGGUACAUGAUCAUCUCUCGAGAAAUGUUUAACCCUAUGUAUGCCUUGUUUCGGACAUCGCCUGGUGAUCGGGUUACUUACACUAUCAAUCCUUCUUCACACUGCAACCCCAACCACCUCAGCUAUUUCAAGUUUGUGGGACGUAUUGUAGCAAAAGCUGUGUAUGACAACAGACUUUUGGAGUGCUACUUCACUAGGUCUUUCUACAAACAUAUCCUUGGCAAGUCUGUCAGAUAUACAGACAUGGAGAGUGAAGAUUAUCAUUUUUAUCAAGGCCUUGUGUACCUGUUGGAAAAUGAUGUCUCAACUUUAGGCUACGAUCUCUCCUUCAGCACUGAGGUUCAGGAGUUUGGCGUGUGUGAGGUUCGGGACCUUAAACCUAAUGGUGCAAACAUUUUGGUGACAGAAGAGAACAAGAAGGAAUAUGUUCAUCUCGUUUGUCAGAUGAAAAUGACUGGUGCAAUACGCAAGCAACUGGCAGCCUUCUUGGAGGGUUUUUAUGAGAUUAUUCCAAAGCGGCUGAUCUCAAUUUUCACAGAACAGGAACUGGAACUACUGAUUUCAGGCCUGCCUACAAUUGACAUUGAUGACCUGAAGUCCAACACAGAAUAUCACAAAUAUCAAUCAAACUCUAUACAGGGUGUUCUUCCUUAA
Molecule: messenger RNA, 11948 nt
Organism: Protopterus annectens (West African lungfish)
Lineage: Eukaryota; Metazoa; Chordata; Ceratodontiformes; Protopteridae
Gene: HUWE1
Product: HECT, UBA and WWE domain containing E3 ubiquitin protein ligase 1
Biological process (GO): protein polyubiquitination; positive regulation of protein catabolic process; proteasome-mediated ubiquitin-dependent protein catabolic process
Cellular component (GO): Golgi membrane; nucleus
Molecular function (GO): protein binding; zinc ion binding; ubiquitin-protein transferase activity
Source: RefSeq, a predicted model, not a curated record